GUGGUUGGGUUGAAGUAGCGGUGUAUGUGUGGCAUCUGUACGAAAGGUAGGGUGUUCCGAAUCCAGGGGGUCCGACUUACUUCGACUCAGCCCGGGCCGGAGAAUCUCCGCACCUUUCUCUCCCGCCACAACUGGCCCACGGUGCUGUUUCUCCAGGAGCUCAAGAUCCAGCAAGGAAACGACAAGGCUCUCGCCGCCCUGCUCGCAUCCCUCAACAGCCCUCUCAAUGGGGGCGACACGCUCUCCGACAGCCGUACCUACACCCUCGACGGCGUCCUGCCGCGCGACAAGUACAACGCGCGGGGUUUCCAAGGGAGGCUGUACGGCGUCGGCACCAUCCUGCGGACCGACUUUGUGCGCCGCCAUGUCGCCCGCGUCCGCGAGGUCGACUGGGAUCUCGAGGGACGCGUGAGCAUCGUCGAGCUGAAGCCGCCACCGCCCGAAGCGAGCACUACCACCACCACCACCACCGACAGCAACAACAACAACAACAACAACAACCACCUCGUGCCGGCGACAACCAUACCGGAGGAAGGCCAGGAAGAGGACGAAAGACACCGAGCGGCCCACCAGAACAAGAAACAGGAGAAGCAGCCGCUGGCCGUAGUCAACGUUUACGCGGUGAACGGCACGGCGGCGCCCUACCGCUGCCCCAAGACCGGCGCCGUGGCAGGCACGCGGCACGACCGCAAGCUCGCCUUCCACGCGGCCCUGCGCGACGAGUGCCUGGCCCUCGAGCGGCGGGGGUUCCGCGUCGUCGUCGCGGGGGACUUCAACGUCGCGCGCGGGCCGCCCGACGGCCACCCGAGCCUGCGGAUCUUCCCGCGCCAGCACUGCGCCAACCGCGCCGACUUCAACGCCAAAUUCUUCGCCCCGGAGGAGAACCGCCGGGCCGGGGCGUACGUGGCCGCCGCCGCAGAGGAGCAGGAGGAGGGGGAGCAGGAGCAGGAGCCCUUCUUUGACGGGGUCGACGUCUUCCGGGCCCUGCACGGCUUGAAGCGGCGGUACACGUACUACCCUCGCACGCGCGCCUGGGGCAGCAGCUCCGAUAGGGUCGACAUGAUCAUCGUGUCGCGCCGGCUGUGGGACGAGGGGAGGGUCAGGGCGACCGGGAUCCUGGACACGCCGCAGGAACGCGGGAGGAGCGAUCAUGUGCCGUUGUGGGUGGAGGUUGUCGUCUGAGAUGGGGCCGUGUUGAGGAUUCCGACUGGGCUUAAUUAUAAUUACUCAAUUUAUCAGUUGUAGACGCUGAUUGAUGAUGAGUUACAUCCCGAGUAGUCCUGUGUCGCGGCCAGAGUGAGCUAGACCAGUGUAUUAACGUUAAUAAUUAAAAGCUGGUUACAUGCAUAUAUAUCAGAAUAAUGAGCACGGCAUCAAGGUAGAACUUGCGUUGGUGAAUCGUGAAAUCAAGACGUA
Messenger RNA from Thermothelomyces thermophilus ATCC 42464, 1416 nucleotides. RefSeq lists its product as uncharacterized. Gene Ontology annotation, biological process: base-excision repair. Gene Ontology annotation, molecular function: DNA-(apurinic or apyrimidinic site) endonuclease activity; phosphoric diester hydrolase activity; double-stranded DNA 3'-5' DNA exonuclease activity. Bases 25 to 1182 code for a protein of 385 amino acids. Gene Ontology annotation, cellular component: nucleus. The record is from RefSeq and is a predicted model, not a curated record. NCBI's taxonomy places the organism in Eukaryota, Fungi, Ascomycota, Sordariomycetes, Sordariales, Chaetomiaceae. The transcript has a single exon.